Messenger RNA from Onthophagus taurus, 4858 nucleotides. RefSeq names its product ATP-dependent translocase ABCB1-like. Gene Ontology annotation, cellular component: mitochondrial inner membrane. Lineage: Eukaryota; Metazoa; Arthropoda; Insecta; Coleoptera; Scarabaeidae. The record is from RefSeq and is a predicted model, not a curated record. Gene Ontology annotation, molecular function: ATP binding; ATP hydrolysis activity; ABC-type oligopeptide transporter activity. Gene Ontology annotation, biological process: oligopeptide export from mitochondrion.
UUUAAAUAAUCUAUAAAUAUAUUUUAAAGAAACGUUUUCAAAUUGUGAAUAUCAAUAUUUAUGUUAUAUUUAUGUUAAGUUAUCCUGUUUAGUUUUAAAUCACUAAAAAUCAAUUAUUAUUUCUAUAUUUGACAUAUUAACCCAUUAACGAUUUGUCAAUGUGUUACACAUUCAUUAAGCAGAUCCGUUUAAUUAUUAUUACUCUUAAUUCAUUACAAAAACAUUUUUUUGAAUUAAUUUAUUACUAAAAAAUAAAUUAUUAAAUAUGCGCCAUCUAGCGAUAAAAACAUUACACCCAAAAGUUAGUAAUAUAGGAAUAAUGUUUAAACGAUUACUUUUCAAAUUUAAAUAUUGAUUAAAAUCAACUUUAAACUGACUUAUUUAAGUUUCAUAAAUUAAAUUUGAUGAUUUCCCAUUUUAUCAUAAUUAAUUAAACAGCCUUAAUUUCGAUGGUGACUAAGUUCAUAGUAGUGAUAGUAACCUCAAAAAUCUGAAUAAGUGUUUGGAGUUGAAAAUUGGUAUUAAUUAUCGUGGUAAGUCGAUAUUCAUUAAUUAUUGAUGUUUUAAAAUGAUUAAUAAUGUUUUUUUUUAUUAUGAAUUAGUUCUAUUUAGCGAAAAAUUUUAAUAAAUUAGAAAGUUGCGUUCCCCGAAUUUGAAAUGUCCCCUCCACAUGGUCCCAAUUCGAGCCAUGCGCAUUUAGGAGAUGCUUAUUACGCAGGUACGUUUAAAUACUUCUUUAUUUAAUUUAUUAAUGGAAAUUAAGUUAUUCAAAAAUAUGCGCUAUCUAGGGACAAAAACACAACACUCAAAAGUUGGUAAUGUAGGUAAUGUGGUAAUAACGUUCAAACGAUUAUUUUUCAAAGAAUAAAUAACAUUUUUUAAAUGUUGAUUAAAAUCAACUUAUUUAAAAUGCAUAAUUUUAAAUUUUAUCGUAAUUUAAUAAAAACAGCGUUAAUACGAAAAUUUGAAAUUUGGUGACUAAGUUCAUUGUACUCACAUAACCUAAAAAAAUGUGACUUAAGUGCGUAAUAAAAACGUUUCGAGUUAUCUUCGAAAAUCGGUGUUAAUUACAGUGUAAGAAAAAUCGAUGAAAUGAGUCAUAAAGUGGCGCCAGAAAGGGUUCAACCCCUGGAAGAGGAGUCAAGAACCUCAUGGGAAAACCCAUUUUAAAUUUUAAUUUUAGUACCGAUACGCAACCCACUUGGAUCGUUUCUACAUAAUCACCGCAAUUUUGGGAUCGUUAGCCAGCGGGGUGGGAAUGCCGCUGAUGAUGAUUCUUUUCGGGAAUAUAACCCAGGAUUUCAUUAAUUACGCAACGGGAAUUAAUCAACCCGGAGUUACGGAAGACGAAAUCGAGCUACUCGAGGCUCAGCUAUUGAACGAUAUAACGGAUUUUGCUGUGUACGGAGCGAUCAUUGGCGGCGCCACUUUUCUGUUGACCUACGUCGCGACGCUCUUUUAUAAUUGGGCUUGCAUCAGACAAAUUUCUGUGAUACGCUCCAAAUAUAUGAAAAAUGUAUUGAAUCAAGAUAUUUCUUGGUACGAUCAAAAUCAAACUGGAGAUUUUUCGAGUAGAAUUUCAGGUGACAUGGUUAAAGUAGAAGAAGGCAUCGGAGAUAAAGUAACAAUAUUUUUCUUUUUCAUCUCAACGUUUAUCGCAGGAAUAAUAACAGCUUUCAUUUAUGGUUGGUUGUUAACAUUAAUUUGUUUAAUAAAUCUUCCGGUUACACUAAUUGCGUUAGGAAUUGUUGGAUGGUUAACAAAUAAAUUUGCCAAACAAGAAUCAGAAUCUUACGCGGCAGCGGGCGCAAUCGCCGAAGAAACAUUAACAGCCGUUAAAACGGUGUUUGCAUUUAGCGGUCAACAAAAAGAAAUCGACCGUUAUAAAGCCCACUUAAUUCAUGCCUGUAAAAAUAAUAUCACGAGAGCUUUAUGGACAGCUGUGAGUAACGCGUUAAUCUUUUUCUUCAUGUUCGCUUCGUACGCGUUAUCGUUUUGGUACGGGAUUACUUUAAUCAUCGAUGAGUUACACCUUGAUUUCGAAGAUCGCGAGUACACCCCGGGGGUGAUGAUAACAGUUUUUUUUAACGUCUUAAUGAGCUCGUUUACUUUGGGGCAAACGGCGCCUUACAUCACGAUUUUUGGAGCAGCAACCGGCGCCGCCACCAAAAUUUUUAGCAUCAUCGACAACGCCCCAAUUAUAAAUUUAAACAAAAACAACGGAAAUAAGCUAAACAAAAUUAAAGGAAACAUUAAAUUUCGAGGGGUUCAUUUCGAGUACCCCUCAAGAAGCGAUGUUAAAAUUUUAAACGGAGUUGAUAUUGAUAUAAAUCCCGGACAAACAGUUGCGUUGGUUGGAAGUUCAGGUUGCGGUAAAUCAACUUGUAUCCAAUUAAUUCAAAGGUUUUAUGACCCAACUCAAGGGAUUUUAACGAUCGAUGGGGUGGAUGUUAAAGACUUUGAUUUAACUUGGUUUAGGAGUAACGUUGGGGUGGUUGGGCAAGAACCCAUCCUUUUCGGGACUACAAUCGCCGAAAAUAUUCGAUUUGGAACCGAGGGGAUUAAGCAAGAAGAUAUUGAAAGAGCCGCGAGGAAAGCUAACGCCCACCAAUUUAUUAUGGCCCUCCCACAUGGUUAUAACACGUUAGUUGGGCAAAGAGGUUCUCAAAUGUCAGGGGGGCAAAAACAACGAAUUGCGAUAGCUAGGGCUUUAGUUAGAAAUCCUUCAAUUCUUCUUUUAGAUGAAGCAACCUCAGCUUUAGACACAAAUAGUGAAGCUCAAGUCCAAAGAGCGAUUGAUGCGAUCAGAAAAGAAUGCACAACAAUCAUAGUUGCCCAUCGAUUAUCAACGAUUAGAAACGCGGAUAAAAUUGUUGUUUUUCAACAUGGGAAGGUGGUCGAAGAAGGUAACCAUGAGACCUUAAUGAGCUUAAAUGGAGUUUAUUACAAUUUGGUUAUAACUCAAAUUAACACAAACGACGAAGCUAAAAUGAACCGAAUUGAUCGAACAAAUAGCGUUAGAAGCCAAACCUCCGAAAAUGAAAGCGAGAAUAUCGCCAAAAUGAUCGAAAUUGAGGAGGAAAUUGAAGAAGAUAAUAACUCUGGUGUUUGCAAAGCGAUUGGGAAUUUGUUAAAAUUAAAUCGCCCCGAAUGGUGGCAAAUUACAAUUGGUGCAAUAGCUGCUUUAAUCGCUGGGGCUGCUAUGCCUGUUUACGCGGUCGUUUUUGGACGGAUCAUUGGAACCUUAGCUUUGGAUGAUCCGGAAGCGAUUAGAUACUACGGAGAUCGUUACAGCUUAUAUUUCCUCCUAAUUGGAAUCGUGAGCGGGAUCACUACGUUUGGGCAAUGGUACUUCAUCAAUAUUUCCGGGGAAAAAUUAACACGGCGAGUACGAGGGGUGAUGUUCGAAGCAGUUCUACGCCAAGAAAUUGGUUGGUACGAUCGAAAAGAAAACGGAGUUGGAGCAAUUUGCACGAAAUUAUCAUCGGAUGCUGCCAAUAUUCAAGGAGCUGCUGGUCACCCAAUCAUCGUUGUUUUAAAUUCAUCAUCGACACUUAUAAUAGCAGCUGGUUUAUCGAUUUAUUUCGAAUGGAGAUUAGCUUUGGUUUCGUUGAGUAUCGUUCCAAUCAUUUUAAUAGCAACUUAUCUCGAAAGUAAACUCCAAAUGGUUACAUCAACCGGAAGUAAAAACGCGUUAGAAAGCUCGACAAAAAUUGCAGUUGAAGCUGUUGGAAAUAUUCGAACGGUGGCCUCGUUGGGGUGCGAAGAAACCUUUUACACACUUUACACCACGGAAAUGUUACCUUAUUAUGCCAAAGCUAAAAGAAACGCACACGUAAGAGGCAUCAUUAUGGGGUUAUCGAGGAGUUUGAUUUAUUUCUCUUACAUUAUCGCAUUUUACUAUGGUGGGCACUUAAUUUUAAACGAUGGAUUAGCUUUUGAAAACGUUUUUAAAGUUGCCGAAGCAUUAAUUUCAGCUGCGAUGAGUGUCGGUGGAAUUAUGGCUUUCGCACCAAACUUCCAAAAAGGUAUUAUUGCAGCAAAUAAAAUGUCUAAUUUGGUGGCGAGAGUCCCGGAAAUUCAAGAUGAUGAAAAUUCAACCAGUACAGGAUGGUCCUCAGGUCACAUUAAAUACAACUCAGUUCAAUUUACUUAUCCAACAAGGCCCAACAUCCAAGUACUAAACAGUUUAGAUUUGAGUGUAUCAGCUGGAAAAACGAUUGCUUUAGUUGGACCAAGCGGAUGUGGAAAAUCAACGAUAAUCCAAUUAAUACAAAGAUUUUAUGACCCAUCAUCAGGAAGUGUAAACAUCGAUGAAAUAAACAUAAGAAACAUUAAAAUUAUGGCUUUAAGAUCACACUUAGGGAUUGUGUCGCAAGAACCGAAUUUGUUCGAUAGAACAAUAGCUGAAAAUAUAGCCUAUGGGGAUAACACAAGAUUAAUUCCGAUGGAAGAAGUAAUCCAAGCCGCUAAAAAAUCUAAUAUUCACAGCUUUGUAUCAUCAUUACCGUUGGGAUACGAUACAAGAUUGGGGGAUAAAGGGGCCCAAUUAUCGGGAGGUCAAAAACAAAGGGUCGCAAUCGCACGAGCUUUAGUUAGAAACCCACAAAUUCUUUUAUUGGAUGAAGCAACCUCAGCUUUAGACAUGGAAAGUGAAAAAAUCGUGCAAGAAGCUUUGGACGCCGCUAAAGCAGGCCGAACUUGCAUCACAAUCGCCCAUCGAUUAACAACAAUCCAAGACGCAGAUGUUAUUUGCGUUAUGGAUAAAGGAGAUGUUAUUGAACAAGGAACGCAUGAUGAAUUAUUAAGAUUAAGAGGAUUAUAUCACAAAUUAUAUAGUAUACAGCAAGGACAUUAA